GUAGUUCUAGUAACAGAUCCCGACUUAAAAAUAAUUCUAAUAACGAUUUUACUUCUGCUUCCAAAUUUAAUGAAAUAAUUGCUGAAGAUAUAUUACGCCACUUGGUAGAUUUUGAAAUACUUGCAGAAAAUAAUAAGUAUAUAAUAACAGAAUUACAACGGCAAAUAAAAAAUAAAAGUGAAGUAAUAUCCAGACUAAAUAAGCAACUAGAAGAAUGCUAUAGAACUAGAAAACAGGUGCUGUUAGAUAUGCGAAGUGAAAAAGUUAAAAAAUAA
Dentiscutata erythropus is the source of this 275-nucleotide messenger RNA. NCBI's taxonomy places the organism in Eukaryota, Fungi, Glomeromycota, Glomeromycetes, Diversisporales, Gigasporaceae. The record is from the annotation of a GenBank genome assembly.